UGUUACAUCUUCAGCUUAGGUAGAAAGGCAGCUGUAUACCAUCCUUGGUGCGGCACAGUGUGAGGUCUAUUUUGUCGCAGCUAAAUCUGAGUAGCACUUUAGUCUUUUUUAUUUUUUUGCGGUGCUUUACGCGACGGAGGUGUUGUAAUAUAUUAUAAUGUAGCCGUUAGCCGUGGUUUGUUUAUCUGGCGGGGUGGACAGAGCCGAUUCUCCGUCUAGAAUACUUGUUUGACUUGUCUGUGAGGCCCAGAACAUCAAACUGGCUGAAAUGGAUGAGCAAAGUGUUGAGAGCAUUGCUGAGGUGUUUCGAUGCUUCAUUUGCAUGGAGAAACUGAGGGAUGCUCGCCUCUGUCCACAUUGCUCCAAACUCUGCUGCUUCAGCUGUAUACGACGAUGGCUGACGGAGCAGAGAGCACAGUGUCCACACUGUCGGGCUCCACUUCAGCUGAGGGAGCUUGUCAACUGUCGCUGGGCGGAGGAGGUCACCCAGCAGCUGGACACCCUGCAGCUUUGCAGCCUCACCAAGCAUGAGGACAACGAUAAAGACAAAUGUGAGAACCAUCACGAGAAGCUGAGUGUUUUCUGUUGGACCUGUAAGAAAUGCAUCUGUCACCAGUGUGCCCUUUGGGGAGGCAUGCACGGCGGCCACACCUUUAAGCCCCUGGUGGAGAUUUAUGAGCAGCAUGUGACCAAGGUGAAGGAGGAGGUUGCCAAGCUGCGCCGCCGCCUCAUGGAGCUCAUCAGUCUGGUGCAGGAAGUGGAGAGGAACGUUGAGGCAGUUAGGGGUGCAAAAGACGAGAGGGUCCGAGAGAUACGUAACGCCGUGGAAAUGAUGAUCGCUCGUCUGGAUAACCAGCUCAAGAAUAAGCUCAUCACCCUCAUGGGCCAGAAGACGUCCUUGACCCAGGAGACGGAGCUGCUGGAGUCUUUGCUGCAGGAGGUGGAGCAUCAGCUUCACUCCUGCAGUAAGAGCGAACUGAUCUCAAAGAGCCCAGAGAUCCUCCUCAUGUUCCAGCAGGUCCACCGGAAACCCAUGCAGUCUUUCGUCACCACGCCCGUCCCUCCAGACUUCACUAGUGAGCUGGUUCCUGCCUAUGACUCCAGCACUUUUGUUCUAGUCAACUUCAGCACCCUGAGGCAGCGGGCUGACCCGGUCUACAGCCCUCCCCUGCAGAUCUCUGGCCUCUGCUGGAGACUCAAAGUCUACCCAGACGGUAACGGUGUGGUUCGUGGAAACUAUCUGUCUGUGUUCCUCGAACUGUCUGCAGGACUUCCCGAAACAUCAAAAUAUGAGUACCGUGUGGAGAUGGUCCAUCAGGCCUCCAGUGACCCCACAAAGAACAUAAUUCGGGAGUUUGCCUCUGACUUUGAGGUCGGUGAAUGCUGGGGCUACAACCGCUUCUUCAGGCUUGAUCUUCUAGCCAGUGAGGGAUACCUGAACAUGCAGACAGACACACUGGUCCUCCGCUAUCAGGUUCGCUCACCUACCUUUUUCCAGAAGUGCCGAGAUCAGUACUGGUACAUCAGCCAGCUGGAGUCGGCCCAGAGUGGCUACAUCCAGCAGAUCAACAAUCUCAAAGAGAGGCUCGCUAUCGAGCUAUUUCGCCGUCAGACCUCACGCAGCUCCUCGCCUCCUGACCUGAGGCUUGCUGCGGGCACCACGACCUCUGAAAGAGACCCUCGCUCGGUGAAGAGUGACGAUGAGAUUCAGACCACUUUGAGCAAUAAUAAGAAAGGAGAAGAAGAAGAGAGGACGCAACACGAUGACUCUAAUGAGCUGUCAGACGGUGACCUGGAGGUGGACUGUCUGACAGAAGAGGAGGUGAACCCUCUGGAUGGCAGCAGCACUUCAGGGAGCUCCACAGCCACCAGCAACACUGAGGAGAAUGACAUAGACGAGGAGACAAUGUCCGGGGAGAAUGAUGUCGACUUCAUCGGCAACCUGGACACAGAAGAAGGAGAGCUUCCUGAUGACUUGGCUGGAGCCACGGGCGGUUCCAACUCCAGUGUGCGAUCAUUACACCGUAGUGCUGCAGCUGCUGCCGGUCGUAGUACUAGUGGCAGUGGAGCUUCCGCUGCUGCUGCUGCCGCCACCGGUGCUGUUGGGCCAGGUGGUAACAGCCUCCUGGAGAUCGACCCGGUCAUCCUGAUCCAGCUGCUGGAUCUGAAGGAGCGCAGCAGCGUGGAAUCCCUGUGGGGUCUUCAGCCUCGGCCUCCGGUGUCUCUCCUCCACAGCCAAGCUCAUCCUCACUCGAGGAAGGAACGAGAGCGGCGUCCGCAGGUGGUGCGACGAUCAGCUCCGGACUCGGGGGUCCUCAUCCGCCUCAAGGCUCAGAUGGCUGAGGUCCGCAGCAAGAUGGCCGAUGUCAAGAGUCAAGUGCUGGAGGUGCGGGGGUCAGCGGAGCCCAGGCCUGGCCCAUCUGGGGCCUUCGGUGCUGAAGAGCUCCCGUCUCAUCACGGCGAUUCAGAGAUGGCAGCUUGUCAUAAACCCAGCGAGCUUGACCUGGUGGGGAGAGCAGCUGCGACUCGAGCCAGACCCUGCCGCCCCGCCAGGAAGUCUCUGUCUCCUGUCCUGGACAGCAGCUCUCUGGUUGUGAAGAGGAGGAGUCCAGAGGAGAUGGAAAAAGACCUGAGGGGAGCAGAAGCUGCUCUGGAGCUCAGCCUGCAUCCUAAAGAUGGGAUGGGAGGAGCAGAGGGAGUGCUGAAGGCUGACAGCCUCCAGGGACCCCUGGUGUCUCUCAGCACUGCAUCAGAGCAGCCCUCCACCUCUAAGCAGCAAUAUACGAUGGAGCAACAGCUAUACGGGGCCUCGGGGUCCAGGGAAGACAUCUUCACCUUGGCAGCAUCGAGCUACAUGGCUUCAAGCAAGAACUGUGGCAGCAGGAGCCUGGGGGCAGCUGCGUUGGACUGUGAAUCUGAGAGCUCAGGAAACUCCCAUCAGUCCUUGCCGGAGGUGCCGUCUGCACAGCUGCUGUCAUGUGAAGAUCAGCCGGCAUCUGUCCUGGUGACGGCUACAAGCAGCGACAGCGACACUGAGGACGAGGCCCUGCAGAGCAACAACUCUCGCUACGACAACCACACUCCACCCUGCACAGGAGAGCAGCUCCUGUCUGAUGACAUGAGUCUACCUGCUGACAGGACCAUGGCAGAAGUUAAUGAAAUAACUGUUAAGAGCGUCACUUCAUGUUGUGCAGAAACAACAGAGCUGCUCCCUUCAAGACAAACAACAUCACCGUUUGCGUUUAAAGUUGUUUUUCUCUGUUCUGGGUUUGUCUUCAUUCGGGGGUUUGACCCCUCGGUGCUGCUUUUUGCUCGUCAGUGUGGCUGUUAUAUAGCAGCACUGGGUUUACGUAAGUCAGUUAGUCUCAUUAUUUAAUAGCCACGUACUAAUGGCGACACUGCUGUUUGUUUAAUGACUGAAUUUCUAACAGUGUUAGGUGCAUAGAAGCAGGACUGCAGUGCUUUUUAGUCACUUUAUUUAAUUCCUUGUGUAUAAAUGCUUUUCUAAGUCUGGCCUGUCUACAGCAUAUAUAUGUAAAUAAUAUGUAGCCUGUCAAUAAGAGUUUAGUGUUUCUACUGCUGUGCUGUUCAUGCUGAGUUCAGUCUUCCUGCCCUUCAGGCCCAGCACCUUCUCCUCUUCCUUCACCCACUCGGCUCUCUUUAUCCACCGCUCAAACGCUUCGUUUCAGACACACAGUUUUUUUUUUUUUGUUCUUUUUCUCGAGGUGAACCAUUAGCUUUCCUUGUAAGUCAUGUAAAUGUCUUCGCUCUUAAUAACAGCCGCGUCAGACUUUAUUUGACAUUUGAAAAGGCUAAGCGAUCAACUGAGUAACGUGGUUUAUGAAGCUGCCGCUGCAGUCUGUGGGCUGAAACUUCAUAGCACACCGCAGCCUCCGCGGUGACCCUCAGACUCUCAGGCAGGUGUUUUCAGUUCAACAUCUGCAUAAACACCAGUGACUGCAGGGCAACGGGCCUCUGCCCGCAGAGACUGACACACAUACAGCACACCUGGCAGCUCAUCAGUUAUUAUUAAUUUAAAGGAGCAGUCUGAGUUUGGGUCUUCUCUUGAUUCUGUAAAAAUCUUUGUUAGCUUUACUGGACUCUAUCCACACCUGCUCCUCUCCACUCCCACAGAUUCAAACACCACUAAAACAACUGCCUUUUUUUUAAAAUUUAUUUAUUUUUAUUCCAUGUUUUAAGUCUGCAGUGAGUAAGCGAGCAUUGAAAAGCUGAAACUGAGGCAGUAGCUCUGUUUAAAUUAUUAGUAACACCUCUGUGUUCCUGAUGUGGUGUGUCAGCACAUCUGCUCUGGAGAGUUUCUGUAUGUGGGCUGUACUCAGGCACAAAAGUGCAAAAUUUAAAGGGCUAGUACACCCAAAUUAAAAAGCUUACGUAGUGUUAUCUAUUAGUGAGAUUGCUGUUCUUACAUGGACACGAUGGAGGGGCACGCAGGGCAUUUACUUAGUACUCUCUCGAUUAAUCCUACGGAUCAUUUUCUCAGGAUUUCAUUUGGCUUAUUUAAUGGUUCCAAAGAGUGAAAAAUGACUGUCGCAGAAAAAAACGAUCGGCUAAUCAGAAAGUUUGCCCGUUAAUUUCCUCUUUAUCUAGAUUUACUGAAUAAUUGCUGCACCUCUAGGUGAGUGCUAAUUAGUUUGGGGAGCUCUGAAAAAUGACUUUCCUUCUAGACCCUCUUACCAUUGAUAAUUUAAUUGGAAAUAUGUGGGGACCUUCUAAUGAAAACUUCCCAGGAUGGAAGGUUUUUGGUUUUUGUUUUUUUUUGGGUGGGGGAGUAAACUAAACAAAAAUAAUCUGCAUAGAAUGAAAGUGUGUUUCUAAUUUUGGGUGAACUGACCCUUUAAAGUCGAGGCACAUUUAGUUUUCUGAGGAGUUGACAGCAGAGCUUAAUAAGAAUCGCUGUAAUUAUGUAACGUGUGCUCUGCUGCCCUGCUGGCUUUUCUUGAUGGAUUUGUUAUUUCUCACCUCACUUCUCUGAACAAACAGAGCGAACACGAGUGAAACGCUGUUGCUGCACUUCACUGGGAGAAAACAUGUCGAGCACUCUGUCAGACCUUUCUCCUUCACCCCUCAGCUGUAACUCAUUUUAAAAGCCACUUAUUCUUCCCAUAAUCGGGAGUUUGUGUUGUAAAUAUGUUGGAGUAUGUUCUUUUGAGGCUGUGCCUGAAUGCACAUGGCUUUAACAGCUGGACUGAAAGAAGAUGGACUUCUUGUGCGCACCAAGUCUUUACACUAAUAAUUGAAAAAGUCCAUUGCAGCUCAUCUUGUAAAUUCUGCUUUUUCGUCUGUUCCACUGUUGCGCACUUUCACAUACAUGACC
Molecule: messenger RNA, 5335 nt
Organism: Maylandia zebra (zebra mbuna)
Lineage: Eukaryota; Metazoa; Chordata; Actinopteri; Cichliformes; Cichlidae
Source: RefSeq, a predicted model, not a curated record